Messenger RNA from Drosophila innubila, 1299 nucleotides. RefSeq lists its product as uncharacterized. NCBI's taxonomy places the organism in Eukaryota, Metazoa, Arthropoda, Insecta, Diptera, Drosophilidae. The record is from RefSeq and is a predicted model, not a curated record. The transcript is spliced from 3 exons. Bases 1 to 1254 code for a protein of 417 amino acids.
AUGGCAGUGAGGCAGCAACCGGCAGUGCGAGUAGACGGCAACAAGAAGGAUAAGGAUAACGAUGAGGAAAACAGUCCGGACGCCAGAGACGAGAAAGAGGCGUCAAUGCGACAGCAGGCGCGUUCCAUUUGGGAGUCGGCCAGUCGACCGCUGUUUGUGCGCUCCGUUUGGCUGGAGAGGAUCGGGGAGAAGGGCCGCAGCCACCGACGACACUUUAUACUGGAUUAUGAGCCACGUGAGCGACAGAGGUGGAUUCAGUGCCAACGGCAGAGUGCGAGGCGAGGGUGCAUCAAUCAUCAGAUCGACUCCUGUGAAUUAUACGAUCAGUCAACGACACUCGACGAUAGUUGCGAUUAUACCUUGGAUGAAUAUUUACUUUUGGACGCAACGAAACUGACACUGCAGCGUCAACAGCAAGCUGGCCAAGGGCCAGGAGGAAUGGCUAACAAGAUGCAGAAUGGAUUCUCGAACUUUAGUGGGCGGCAGAGCAGUCGUCAUGCCAAGCGACGUGCCUGGCUGCUGAGUAGCGGCAAGAGCUAUCAGUUGGAUCAUCUGACGGAUUAUCACUCGCACUCAAGACGCAGUUCACUGCAGGAUGCACCAGCCACAAGCACGCACAUUGCCAAUCCGGAGGAGCGUCUGGCGGAGCGUGUUCUCAAUUGGCUGGACUUGGCGGGACGGGCGGACAUUGUAAAGGCAGCGACGCCGUUGCAAGUUAAUAGCAACAGCUCAAUUCUGCCCCGAAGCAGCCAGCGGAGUAAUCGACUUAACCAGCGUGGCAUGAGCUUUAAACGCAUUUCCACGGCAGCUUCGGCACAGCGAGUGGUGCCCAGAAAGCCCGCAACCAAGCAGCCACCUGCACUGCCGUCGCCUGCUCUUAAUUACCGCUCCAAUUCCUCCAAUGCCAAGCCCAUUACCAUCAUCUUCAACAAGGAGGGUGUUCCCGUGCGCCUCAAUCGUCCGGCGCGCAAUAUUGAUCUCUGUGCGCUGAGCAACAGUGCCAGCACCACACGUCGCUUGGCCGGACAUUUAGCCUCGGCCAGGUUAUAUAAUGGUCAGACUGCCACGCCCACAACAACGGAGGAAACACGAACGCCCCCGUCGAGUAGUCGUGGAUUGAAUGCAACACAACUGGACAGCCGCAAACAGUUGCACAUCUUCAUGCCAAGCUUGCCCAAAAAGGGUUUGCUCCUGGCAACAACAACGAGCUCCGAAGAUGUCCUUAGCGCCAGUUUCAGUGAUUUGUGCUUUUAAACAGUCGAAUUUAUAAAGAUCAUUUAAAUAUUUUUAUCACUUUUG